AUGUCUCUGCAACUUCUUAGCUGGAACUGUAAUGGUUUGAACCUUCCCCGAAAAAGACGCCAAGUUUUUCAUAUUUUGAAAAGAGAACAAUUAGAUCUAAUAUGCCUACAAGAGACUCAUGUGACCAGGACACAUCGGAAAUUAUUGGUAAAUAAGAGACUUGGACAAGAAUUUAUUUCAUCAGAUAAAGUUAAGAAAAGAGGCGUGGUGAUCUAUGCAAAAGAAAAAUUGGCUCCAAAGAUGAUAUUUAAAGAUGAACAAGGAAGAUACCUGGCAAUUGAAAUACAAGUUCAAGGAGAAAAAAUUUUGAUAGUUGGAAUCUAUGCACCAAAUGAUGGGAAGGCGGAAUUCUUUAAGAAGUUGCAUGAGACUUUAAUGGACUAUUUAGACUACAGAAUUAUAAUGAUGGGAGACAUGAAUGGCGUAGUUUCCACAAAUAUGGACAAAGCACAGAGACAAGUAAUUUCCAAGGAAGGGAGACUACCAAAGACUUUUUUGAAAUGA
Molecule: messenger RNA, 504 nt
Organism: Podarcis lilfordi (Lilford's wall lizard)
Lineage: Eukaryota; Metazoa; Chordata; Lepidosauria; Squamata; Lacertidae
Source: the annotation of a GenBank genome assembly